GAAGUGCAGAGUUCGUUUUGUUUGGUAGUUUAUGUGUGUAAUUAACUCUGGCUAGUCGUCCUUAAUUGUAAACUAAUCAAAACUUUCAACAAAGCCACUGCUGGCCGGCUGCGCGCACUGGAGGAGAUGGCUUCGGGAACUGCAUUGAUCUACGAUGAGGAGAUGACUCGCUACAAACUGCUCUGGGUUGAUCCGGCGUGUAAGAUCGAGGUUCCCGAGCGCCUCACUGUGAGUUACACUGCGCUGCAGAAACAGGGUCUGACCCAGCGCUGUGUCCCCCUCCCCAUCCGGCAGGCCACAGACGAGGAGAUCCUGCUGGCACACAGUGAGGAGUAUCUGGAAGCUGUAAAGAAGACCCCGUACAUGAGCUUGGAGGAGCUGAUGACAUUCACUCAGCAGUAUGGAGAUGUGUACUUCCACCCGAACAUCUACCACUGUGCCAAGCUGGCCAUCGGGGCCACCCUGCAGCUGGUGCACAGUGUGAUGACCGGGCAGGUGAGGAACGGCAUGGCUUUGGUCAGGCCUCCGGGACACCACAGUCAGCGGAGCGCUGCCAGUGGCUUCUGUGUGUUCAACAAUGUGGCCAUCGCUGCUCUGUAUGCCAAGAAGCAUUUCAACAUCAGCAGGGUGCUGAUCGUCGACUGGGACGUGCAUCACGGACAGGGGUUGCAGUACUGUUUUGAGGAGGAUCCAAGCGUGCUGUACUUCUCCUGGCACCGCUAUGAGCAUCAGAGCUUCUGGCCCAAUCUUGCCGAGUCGGACUAUGACAGUGUGGGCAAAGGUCGAGGGGCUGGCUUUAACAUCAACCUGCCCUGGAACAAGGUGGGGAUGGAAAACAGCGAUUACCUCUCUGUCUUCUUUCAUGUGCUCCUCCCUAUCGCCUAUGAGUUUGACCCAGAGCUGGUGCUGGUGUCAGCAGGAUUUGACUCAGCCAUUGGAGACCCAGAGGGUCACAUGUGUGCCACGCCAGAAAUCUUCGCCCAUCUGACUCACUUGCUGAUGCCUCUGGCAGGGGGGAGACUCUGUGCCAUCCUGGAGGGCGGGUACAAUUUGACCUCUCUCGGCCAAUCAGUAUGCCAAACAGUACAGACUCUCCUGGGAGACCCUGCCCCCAGGCUAUCAGGACUGAACGGCCCCUGUCAGAGUGCCCUGGAGUCCGUGCGGUGUGUCAGAGCUGCGCACCGCCAGUACUGGGGCUGUCUUAAACACACAGCUGAAGCACCGGUCCCAGAGCCCAGCACCAAGCGCUGCCGGCUGGAGGAGGGAGGCGGGGAGGGGCCAGGAGUGCCGGCUCAGAAGGAAGAGGAGACACAGGAGGUAGAGUGGCCGGAACCCAAACCCCGACCGGCUCCCUCCAUUCGGACAGCAGUGGCGUUCCCUGCUGGUGUGGAGGACUCGGUGCCAGAGGGCUGCCUGCAUGUGACGGGGACACCGCUGAGCCAGAGGGAGGCGGUAAAGGGACUGAGGAAUCCUGAUCUCGGAGAGCUGAAGGAUGAGACCCUUCUGCAGUCCCUGGGAUCUGUCUUUUCACUCCUGGAUAAGAUUGGGAAAGAGGAGAUACGGAAUGGCCUGGCUGUGGUGCCUGAUGUGUCCAUAGCAACAGCCUGUGUGGUGCAGCAUGCUGUAACCUCUCUCUCUGACAGAGUGCUGCUGGUCUUUCUGGGGGAUGGGGAGGUACCAGUGGAAGUCACGGAUGAUGGUAAGGUGCUUGCAGUACAGAUCUGCAGUAAAGAACCAGAGGACAGAAAAUCCAAGUACCACGUUCCUGUGUGUCUGAAGCAGGGCGGCGGCGAUGUGCCAGGGUUUCUGCAGGCUGUCCUGGGCCUCCUGCUGCCCCUGGCGUAUGGGUACGACCCCGGCUUGGUGCUGGAGGUGGUGGGUGAGGGCAGCGGGGUAGGAGAGGGGGCGUUGGCACAUCUCUCCAGCCUGCUGCAGGGCCUGGCACAGGGGCAGACCGUGGCGCUCAUUCAGCAAGACGCUGAGGGGGAGACUCUGAGGGCCACAGUCCGCUCUCUGAUGGGGGAACCCGUGCCUGCUUUGGGUCCCCUGGGGGCCCCUCUUCCAGAGAACACGCAGGCGAUAGAGGAGCAGAGGCGGAGGCUGCAGUCGCAGUGGGGGCUGCUGCGAGCAGCAGGGGACCCAGGGACAGCCGCUGCAGAGCACUGACAGGAGCAUCACGCCCCCUGGUGGUGAAUCCCUGCCAGAGCGGCCCUCCACGCGUUACACAGCCGCGCUCCACAGACUCCUCCCUCAGGUCCCGAGACUGCCACAAGC
Molecule: messenger RNA, 2274 nt
Organism: Megalops cyprinoides (Indo-Pacific tarpon)
Lineage: Eukaryota; Metazoa; Chordata; Actinopteri; Elopiformes; Megalopidae
Gene: hdac10
Product: histone deacetylase 10
Exons: 21
Coding region: 127-2166 (679 amino acids)
Biological process (GO): chromatin organization
Cellular component (GO): histone deacetylase complex
Molecular function (GO): histone deacetylase activity
Source: RefSeq, a predicted model, not a curated record